AUGGGUCUCUCCUGUGCCGGGAAUUUCCUCAAAUUUCUCGUCUUCUUCUUUAAUGCCAUUGUCUUUAUCGGAGGUGGUGUUAUUGCUGGUUUUGGUGUUUACCUCUUGGUCGAAACCAAAAAGUCUGGAGGUACGGUGUCUCUGACUCUUCCUGCCUUCAUAACUGCCUUUGGUCUGUUACUUUUUCUUAUCGGCUUCCUGGGAUGCUUCGGUGCUUGCUAUAAUAACACAUGCAUGCUAAAAACGUUUGCAAUCGUUGUUGGUGUUCUACUUGUCGCGGAGAUCAUAUGCGCCAUCAUUCUCCUUGUCUACCGUCACGAUUUCGUUCGCAUCGUUGGAAAAGAGAUAAAAGAAACGAUUGAGACGUAUCAAAACGGUUCUCUUUCAGGUUCUGAUCCUACUUUGCAAGCCUUAUAUGAGCUGCAACUAAAGCUGAAAUGCUGCGGAGGCACUGGUCCAACUGAUUGGACUAAUCCCCCUCCGUCUUGCUGUGGCAAAGAAAGUGGAUCUUGUACAGAUCCCCAUCAAAUUGGCUGCGCUCAGGCCAUGUACAAUGAGAUAAAGGAUUCUGCUCUGGCUUUCGGCAUCAUAAUCAUCGUCAUCGGCCUCAUUCAAGUUGGCGCCAUCAUCUGUGCUGCAUGCCUGGCGAAGAAGGUCAAGGAAUAUGAGAAGGUUUAG
Molecule: messenger RNA, 678 nt
Organism: Hydatigera taeniaeformis
Lineage: Eukaryota; Metazoa; Platyhelminthes; Cestoda; Cyclophyllidea; Taeniidae
Source: the annotation of a GenBank genome assembly